GCGUGUCUAAGAGAAAGUCGAGUCCCUCCUUCCAUAAAAGCGGAAGUGGAGGGGCCGCUCUGGGUGAAGCCUCUGUUAGCCCCGCCUCUCCCGGGCUGCCGCAGUGAAAUUGGGCGCGUUUGCGCAGUGACGUUCCUUUUUUUUGUUGGAAGUACUCGUAGACACCCAUCAAUAUGGCAGAUGAGGUCGAUUUCACCACUGGAGAUGCUGGGGCUUCCACCACUUUCCCCAUGCAGUGCUCUGCUCUGCGCAAGAACGGAUUUGUGGUUCUGAAAGCGCGUCCCUGCAAGAUUGUUGAAAUGUCAACCUCCAAGACUGGCAAGCACGGUCACGCCAAGGUUCACCUUGUCGGUAUUGAUAUCUUCACUGGUAAGAAGUAUGAAGAUAUCUGCCCAUCUACCCACAACAUGGACGUCCCAAACAUUAAGAGAAAUGACUACCAGCUGAUCGGUAUUAGUGAUAAAUACCUGUCCCUGCUGACUGAAUCUGGUGAGGUCCGUGAAGACCUUAAGCUGCCAGAAGGAGACCUGGGAAAGGAAAUAGAAGCUAAAUAUGAAGCAGGGGAUGAGAUUAUGAUCUCAGUCUUGCAAGCAAUGGAUGAAGAAUGUGCAGUAGCCAUCAAGGCCAUGACCAAAUAAACAGGGAUUCCUGGCUCGAGCUAUCUGCUCAGGUCAAGAUAAACAGAUCUUAAAUUUGGCUCUGAUUGUCACCAAAGCUAUGGCCUUCACAAAAACCUCAUUUCUUUUUGACUUGACUUGUUUGCAAAUACUGCUGGAUUCUAAAUUUGGUUAUGCAGAUUAACUGGUCAUUUCCAAAUCACUGCACUGCAGGUAUUUCUUGAGUUACCUUUCACAUUCCCGAAGGUGUUCAUAUUGGGGUCCAACUUAAGUAACUCUUUAGAUGUGGUAUUCUGCAUCAGUAUGCCCAUGAUGCAUGGGUUUUAUCAGGCUUGUAGUUAAAUUGGGGAAAGCACCUGGAAUUGGAAAAAGGUAAUUUGAUAAAGCAAAUGUAAAGAUUUAAAACUGUGUUCCUUACUAAUAUGUAGAAUGAAAGUCUUAGAAUAUUGCGCAAGUUUAAUUCUAUUGCAUGUUGGACUGUUUGAAACACAAAUUGCCAAGUAUGACUUGGGCACUUAAGAAAUGUGAGUGAUUUAGAAAUGCCAGUUGACGCUCAUUCUCCUGUCCCUUCCUUAUUAAAAGAAUAAAUCCUGGUGGCCAUGUGCAAGUAAAUUGUAUUACCUCUGUAUUCUCCUCUGCCAACAUGUUGGCUUGCAUAUUGUAACAUUACAAAAAAUGGUGUCAAAGCCUGCCUACAGUCUAGACGGGCAUGUGGUAAAUUGGGUGAUUCUACAUAGCAGGUGUACAUGGCACAAAAUGAGGAUUAGAGUUGUUAAUGCUACAGAUUUUCACUCGAGGCCUUUGUCAUCAAACUGAAGAAAAAAAUAUAAAAAUAGAAAAAAUGCAGUUCAGUUGCUUUUUUUUUUUUUUUUUUUUCUUGUAUUUAUCUUGAAAUAUUAAACCUAGUAAAGACCUUCCCAGGAAUUGAUUUUGCGGUGCUUCCAGUGUGAUUAUUUUAAAUUUUUGUAAUACAAAUGUGGAUAUUAGAAAUAGGAUGUAAGUGUUAAAACAACCCUCAGAAAAUCUUGCUUUGGAUAAGUAUCCUGUGUCCAACUCUACAAUGUCCAGGGUAUUUAUGAAUCUUCAGGGGUCCCAGGGUAUUGCUAAUCUGGACUUGUAGGCACUUUAAAGGGGCGGUAUGACAUUGGAAACAAGUUUUGUUUUAAAUAAAGGAUGCCUCUCAU
This is a messenger RNA of Bufo bufo (common toad), 1801 nucleotides long. It is a transcript of the gene EIF5A2, whose product is annotated as eukaryotic translation initiation factor 5A2. Bases 174 to 638 code for a protein of 154 amino acids. Lineage: Eukaryota; Metazoa; Chordata; Amphibia; Anura; Bufonidae. Gene Ontology annotation, molecular function: translation elongation factor activity; ribosome binding; RNA binding. The transcript has 5 exons. Gene Ontology annotation, biological process: positive regulation of translational elongation; positive regulation of translational termination. The record is from RefSeq and is a predicted model, not a curated record.